GGGCAGUUGGAGGCCGGCGGUUGUAGAGGACGCGACGGCGCCGAAAGCUCGCCAGCCAGGACAAGGCCAUGGAGCGCGAAGUCCAGCGGGUUCGAGACGCGUUCCGGUCGGGCCGGUCGCGCCCCCUGGGAUUCCGGCUGCAGCAGCUCGAGGCCCUGCGGAGGAUGAUGCAGGAGCGCGAGAAGGACAUCCUGGCGGCUGUCGGUGCUGAUCUGUGCAAAAGUGAAUUCAAUGCAUACAGUCAUGAAAUUAUUACCAUCCUUGGAGAAAUUGAUCUUGUCAUGGAGAAGCUUCCUGAAUGGGUUACUGCUGAACCAGCUAAGAAGAACCUGCUCACGAUGAUGGAUGAGGCUUAUGUUCAACCAGAGCCCCUGGGAGUUGUACUAAUUAUUGGAGCUUGGAACUAUCCCCUUGUUCUUGUCAUUCAGCCUCUGAUAGGAGCCAUUGCUGCAGGAAAUGCUGUGAUUAUCAAGCCUUCUGAACUAAGUGAAAAUACAGCCAAUAUCUUGGCUAAGCUCCUCCCUCAAUAUAUAGAUCAGGAUCUGUAUGUUGUUAUUAAUGGUGGUGUUGAGGAAACCACACAGCUCCUGAGGCAGCGAUUUGACCACAUUUUCUAUACUGGAAGCACUACAGUUGGAAAAAUUGUCAUGGAAGCUGCCGCCAAGCAUCUGACCCCUGUGACUCUUGAACUGGGAGGGAAGAGUCCAUGUUAUGUUGACAAAGAUUGUGACUUGGACAUUGCCUGCAGACGCAUAACAUGGGGGAAGUACUUGAAUUGUGGUCAAACCUGCAUUGCUCCCGACUACAUUCUCUGUGAACCAUCUCUCCAGAGUCAAAUCGUACAGAAGAUUAAGGAGACUGUGCAGGAAUUUUAUGGAGAAAAUAUCAAAGAAUCUCCUGAUUAUGAAAGGAUCAUCAAUCUUCGUCAUUUUAAGAGGAUAUUAAGUUUGCUUGAAGGACAAAAGAUAGCUUUUGGUGGGGAGGCUGACGAAGCCACACGUUACAUAGCCCCAACAAUACUUACUGAUGUUAAUCCUGAAACCAAGGUGAUGCAAGAAGAAAUUUUUGGACCAAUUCUUCCAAUAGUGCCUGUGAAGAAUGCAGAUGAAGCCAUACAAUUCAUAAAUGAACGUGAAAAGCCCCUGGCUUUCUAUGUGUUUUCUCAUAACAAUAAGCUUGUCAAACGCAUGAUUGAUGAGACGUCGAGCGGUGGUGUCACGGUCAACGAUGUCAUCAUGCACUUUACACUCAGUUCUUUGCCCUUUGGAGGAGUGGGUUCAAGUGGGAUGGGAGCUUAUCACGGAAAACAUAGUUUUGAUACCUUUUCUCAUCAUCGUCCCUGUUUAGUAAAAAGUUUAAAGGGAGAAAGUGCUAACAAACUCAGAUAUCCUCCCAACAGCCAGUCAAAGGUGGAUUGGGCAAAAUUUUUCAUCUUGAAACGAUUCAACAAAGGAAAACUCGGUCUCCUGUUACUCACUUUCCUGGGCAUUGUGGCCGCUGUGCUUGUCAAGAGAGAGCACUUUCUGAAUAAGUUCAGCCUACAGAACUUAAAGUGGUGAUGCCAUUUCCUGUCAUGGACUUUGGACCCCAAGCACCUCACAGGACUGAUGGUGCAUCUCUUGGAGAAGUUUGGAGAAGUGUGUAAGCCGUAGCAGUUGACCAUGCUGAAAGGUAUGGAGGACAUGGGAAGACUCUCCUGAAAGCGGCCACACCUGAGAUACUUCAGCCAAGUGGGAAGUGCUAAAGAAGAGCCCCCUGCUGGCAGUGCAGUGUGACUCCACCAUCCUCUGCCCCUCUGCCCCUCUGCCUCGUUUGAGGCAGACUCAGCCCACUAAGUGAGAGAAUGUCAUUCACUUUACAGAGUGUAUUAUCAGCUUUGCUGAAAGAAUCUGUUCCAUUAAGGCUGUCUGAAGUAUGAGGUAUUGAACUAAACUAGACAAAGCUACACAAACAUGGCUCUAGCCAACUAAUCAGCCAUAAUCCAUUUUAGAAAAAACUUCAGUAUGGAAUUUUCAUUUAGUAUAUUAAAUUGUACAUUAUAAUUUCUAGUUAAACUAAAUAUCUCCUUGUCUACUGAUAUAUUCUGCUUCAAAAUAAAUAUGUGAUAUUUGA
Talpa occidentalis (Iberian mole) is the source of this 2112-nucleotide messenger RNA. RefSeq names its product aldehyde dehydrogenase 3 family member A2 (gene ALDH3A2). The coding region runs from base 69 to 1559 and encodes 496 amino acids. Lineage: Eukaryota; Metazoa; Chordata; Mammalia; Eulipotyphla; Talpidae. The record is from RefSeq and is a predicted model, not a curated record. Gene Ontology annotation, cellular component: cytoplasm. The transcript has 11 exons. Gene Ontology annotation, molecular function: aldehyde dehydrogenase (NAD+) activity. Gene Ontology annotation, biological process: aldehyde metabolic process.